Messenger RNA from Ceratitis capitata (Mediterranean fruit fly), 6458 nucleotides. Its product is annotated as VWFA and cache domain-containing protein CG16868. The record is from RefSeq and is a predicted model, not a curated record. Gene Ontology annotation, cellular component: voltage-gated calcium channel complex. NCBI's taxonomy places the organism in Eukaryota, Metazoa, Arthropoda, Insecta, Diptera, Tephritidae. The transcript is spliced from 7 exons. Bases 375 to 5327 code for a protein of 1650 amino acids. Gene Ontology annotation, molecular function: voltage-gated calcium channel activity.
UGAAUUUUUUUAGCAGAAAACUCGUUGAGAUUUCUUAACUUUAUUAUAAGACUAAAAUCCACCAGUUUAUUGGGUUUUUGCUUUCUCCCACUUCUUCUUUUCUGAUGGGCUACCCAUGACAUUCGGAAAUGCAGCACUGUUUUUCAUCGCUUUAAUGCAAAUACACACCAAGUACUAUACCAAUUUUAGUUUUCUAUAUUUUAUAUUAAAUAAACUUAAUUAUUUUAAAUAAAAAUAUUAUCAAAAUGAAGUGUUAAUAGUGCUUAUCAAAGAGAACCAACAUAUCGGCAAAUAACUAUGGAAAUAACUUACAACACCUUUCUGUAACAAUACGACUUUUAAAAUAAAAAGAAUAGAAUAUUGUGAACGUCAAAAUGUCCGCCAAAAUGAGGUGUAUAUUUGCACUUCUUUUGCUUUUUAGUUGUGACGCAGUGCUACUCAGCGAGAUUGGUAGCGGUGCAACAGAUACGGUUCCGAAAGUAAAACGAAUUAAUCACACCAAUAUGAAUGUUCCUGUAUUGUUAAGUAAUAUUAGUCUUAAUGUAAACCCAAAAAUAACUACUCAAUUUCCAACUGUGACGAAGGACUUUGUCACAGUGAAUGUCAAUGCAUUGCCUGUGCCCUUGGCAGCCCCUGCAACUAGCGCUUCAGUUGCGCCACAAAAAGUGCCUUUGACACACAAUAUAAGUGAGCCCGUGAAUGUUGGUACUGUAGUAAGUGGUACUACGGGCUCCUCAGUUCCUGCUUCAUCUUUUGGUCAAUCUUCGGCCAACGUGUUUUUCAUGAACUACCUUAGCCAACAGAACGUGUUGGAACUUGUGCGCAAUAUUGAUUCGCGACUACGAAUUAUACGUAAUGUAGAAAUGCGGGUUGCGACCAUUCAGGAGUUAUUCGAUUCAUUGCAUUUUAGCGGCGGUAGCGCUGCGCUGAACAUGGCUGCACUGAAGAACAAUAGCGAGCCGCAAUACAGCAGUGUUUCGGCAACGCUGCAGCAUGAUCUUGAAAUAUUCAGUAAACGGCUGGCAAAGAAACUGCAAACGGCGACGCAUGUAGUGCGAGAGUUGCACGAUUUCUUUCGUUUUAACAUUACAAAAGUUCUACUGCAACAGCAUUUACAAGCGACAGAAUAUGAUGAUGAAAAUGACGAGGUUGAGCGAGACGUUGAUUUGGAACCAGAUGAUGAUGAUGAUGCUGUUGAUGAUGAAGAAAGUGAAAUUGAUAACGACGAAGAUGAAUUUGAUGUAGAAAUUAAUGAUUUAGAUAGUUUAGUUGCUACAGGUGAAGGAAUACGAAAUAUGCAUAUGCAUUUGCACACAUGUAUACAAGCUUUUCAAACUAUAGCUGGCGGUAGAAAAGUAAAUUCGGUUAGCGAAUCAAAUUACAACAAACAACAAAUACAAAUACUUAACUAUCUAAAGACUGAUUCAUCACCCGCUAAACAUCAUCAAACACAAUACUAUCAACAAUUCGAUCAGGGCAACUAUUUCACGGAUGAGGGUUCCUUUGAAGGGCGUGCCAAUGUGUACAUACUCGAAAAACUACAAGCACUGAAGAGUUCGUUAAUGAAAAGUGAUUUUACGAUUGAACUUCCUAAGAUAUCCGCUAAUGUACGCAACACGGGUCCAGCAACUACAACAGAAACUAAUUCGAAACUGAAAUUCCUUGGAAAUCACUUUAAACACAUAUUUUUUCUAUCACGCAGUGAUAACGCUAAUGAAUUGACUGCACACUAUUAUGACGAGAAUUAUUUUCAGCAGUUAUAUGUAUCAGCAAUAAAAAAUAAAUACUUAUUUCUGUUAAUAGACGUUGGAUCUGCAAUGAAUAUGGAAUUGUUAGAGCUAACGAAAGCAUUAAUUGCCAAUAUUUUACAACUACUCUCGCCCACCGAUAGAAUAUCCAUAGUAACCGUAUCAGAUGAGGCAAACAUUAUGCCAUUCGAUAUAUAUUCCAACGAAGCGGCCACAGGCGUGUUUUACGCAACACGCGCACGUAAAGAGGAAAUCCUGAAUCACAUUCAUACGCUAGUGGUGACUAAGGGCCAAACAAAUCACUCGCUGGGCUUCGAGUAUGCUUUUCAAAUGAUAUAUCAACUGCAAAAUGCCAGUGUGAUAUCCGAACUUAACCCUAUACAAUUUGUUUAUGUCACCCGUGGUCUACUCACCAAUCUCUCAGAUACUAUGCAAGUACUUCAAGUAAUUGCCAACGGUCAACGUCAAUUAUUAGAACCGAUCAUCAUACAUACCUGUGCCGUGGUCACGGAUGAAAAGCGUAUAAUGUAUGAAAAGCAAUUUCUUGCUGAUAUUGCCACACAAAAUUACACAAAGUACAAGAUUUCAGUAAACGAGUGGUGUGAAAGUGAAUGUGAACCACAGCAGUUAGCUGGUAGAUUUUUUGUGCUCACCAAAGCACAAACAGAUGAAUUGAUGCGCUUGAGCGUAGCCUUAUUCCAACACACAUUUAGAGAAAGGUACUUGAGUGAGAGUUUUGAGGUACAAUUGCCUAUGGUGGAGACUACUAGUGGAGAUGCUAUUGUCUCUGUGACACAUGCUGUGCCACCUUUCGGUGUCAUAGGGGUAAACCUUUAUCUAACCGACUUAAUAGAAGAUGUAAUAAGUUACGGACAACCAACGCAAAAUGCCAAUAAAAAUGAGUAUAGUUAUGCUUUCCUCAUUGAUCGUAACGGCAUAACAAUUGCUCAUCCGGCAUUUCCACGUCCCAUGGCACAGCAACAAACACCUUUUCCUGUGGAUAUUGCAUUUUUGGAAAACUCUACAGAUUUUGCUUAUACGAGGAGAUUAAUUUUGCACGAUGAACACGGAAAUCUGACAACAAGUGUCUAUCUCACCAGGGAUCGCAAAAUUGAGUCUUUUGAGCGUAUCUAUCAGUGGCAGUCCAUAUUAGGCAUAUAUAUAUUAUGCCUCGUGUCUACUUUUAAGCCAGAAAUAGCAGCCAUUAAUUCAACAACAUCUGCAAGCCUCGAAAAUGCAAUGCGUUUAGCAACUCCACAAGUGCCCCCAAGCUUACCGAUCAGCCUACAGCGUUACAAUGUGGUUAAAGACAAUAUGCCCCGCUUUCACAAUGACUACGAGUACCUUGGGGGCAUGGAUUUGCUUUAUCAUCGUCUUGACUUAUUACCACCAUCAAGUAGCCAAACCUGUCGUUUCUUUCGACAAGUUGCUACCAUGGAAACGCCCACAUUAUUCCUAAGUGCCUCCGCGUUCAUGUCGCCGUUCACCUUUUUGCAUAACAAUCGCGUGAACUCACCACGGGCGCAAAUACGUACAGUCGAGAGUAUAAUGGCCUACUUAAAAGACACCACUGGCCUUCUGGCAAAUCCAGGCCUGCGGCCACAAAUUCGAAAAGAGGUGAGUGCACUAUAUAAUGCCAUGCAACAUUUGAAGAAACGCCAUCAGGACGCACGUGGCACGCUUAAGAAUCACAUUAUACGUCGAUACAUAGCCAGUGUGAAUGGCGUGCUUCAAGUUUACCCAGGUUGUCUACUCAGCACAAACUAUGACCCCACCCGUCGGCCAUGGUUCCGAAAGGCUUUACAACAGCCUGGUAAAAUUAUUACAACCGAACCUUAUUUAGACGCAGGCGGCGCGGGUUAUAUCAUCACAAUUGCUCAUACGAUUUUUGAAGGAAAAUCUAACGCUUUACACUCAGUCGAACGUGAUCAACCGGUUGCUAUUGUUGCCCUAGACCUGCCAUACGGAUACUACUAUAGAAUGAUAAUUGAUUCAACUCCCCUGUGUCAAAUGAAGCAUAUCAAGUGUCUCCUCUUCGAAAACGAAGGUUAUCUUAUAGCGCAUCCGAGUAUGCUGGAGCCUAGUACUCUGCUACGAAAUCAACGACGACCACACGAGCAUCUCACACACAAGGAAUCCUAUCUAGCUAACGACAUUCUCAACCAUAAAUCCUUAGUACGUAAAUUGGCUUGCGCCAACUACCAAAACCGCACACUUCAACGGUAUUAUGUUUUUAACACCUCGCUGAGCGAUAUUCUAACAAAUGUAGUGCAUGGCGAACGCACAAAAUACGCAAUCGCGUUGGUAUAUGGAAGUAAUUUAUUUGCUGCGGUACUUAAUUCCACCUGCGACGGUGGUGCCUUCUGUCCCUGCAGCACAAUUGAUCGUAUUUGUUUGAAUUGCAAUCGAAUGGAUCAGAUGGACUGCGAGUGCCCUUGUGAGUGUCCCAUGGAAAUGGAUGUAUUUAAUGGCGAUGUUGAGGUCGGACACGCUGACAGCUCACAAACGACUAUCGAACGUUACCUUAACUAUACCCAGCAGUUUUCAUAUUGCGAGCCGCCGAGUGAACAUUUUAUAGCGCUGCCAGCCGUAAGUGCGGAGUACCAGCUGAUGCAUUCAUGCGUAAGCAUAAACUGCGACGUUUAUGGAACACAAAGCGAAUGCCUUGGUGUGAUGGGCUGCGAGUGGUGUCAGCAAGAUCUGGACGGAAAUGGUUUCACAGCUUCGUUUUGUGUUGCGCAAGCGUCUUGUUUUAAUGGUGUACUGUCCUCUCUAACACCAUAUGGCGAUUUGGACGAUGUGGAUAUAAUCGCCGCACAUAGCUAUAAUCCUGGGCAGAAGCCGAGCACAUAUUCCGCCUUCGGCCCGGUUGGCGGCGCCAUCAUUGUACUAGGCAUCGUUAUAGGAUUUGCCAUAUAUUGUUAUCGCCACAACAUGGAUUCACAAUCGCAGGAUCAGUUCUAUGUUGACUCUAUGCAAGAAGAAAAUUACGGGCUACCACUAUCACGCUUCAAUUUUGACGACUGUCAAACACAUGACGAACCGCCCGGUGGCAACGGCGGUUAUGAUCAUCCAUCGGCCCAGCGCAAUCUCAUACAUCCCGCCGACAUAUCACCCUAUCAUAUGUCCACAGGCAGUAGUUAUCGACGACCGCCCAAUGGCGAGUCGGAUCAUGGUUACUCAACAAUGACGCCACACGAAGAUUCAUCCGAUCAUCAAUGUUUCGCAUUAGCAGAACCACUAUUACUGCACGACAAACGACACAGCAAAUCGGAUACAAUGUCCAUAUCAACAUCAAUAUCAAGUCCAACAAAUCGUCAUCAUCAACCACAUUGUCAAAAUCCAUAUCUUAAUCAUCCGGCGCCGGCGCCAACGCAAGCUAAAGAUCGCUAUCAAAUAAACUCACCGAAGAAGUACCAGCAGGCGGUGACGCCAUCGCGACAAAUGAACGAUAGUGGUCCAGUUUAUGGACAGACUACACUACCGUUGAACGACUCUUCGGAGGACUGUAUGCCUGCGCCGCGUUACAUAUUAGCGCCGGUAACUGUGCAUCGGCAUAUGGAACCGACCGAAUCGUAGUUGCCCUGAGGGCAGUGUAUCAACGAUGUUUCAUAAGAUGACACUAACAAUUUUUCAAUUGUUAUACGCAUAGUUUUCAUAUCCUGGUGCGUAUGUUAAAGUAUUAACACAAUAAUUCUUUUUUAUUUUUAUUUAAUGUAAGAGUAGGUUUUGAUAAUCUUAUAAGUAAGGCGAUGAGUAAUAAGUAAAAUAAAAAAAUAAAAAAAUUAAAAAUAAUACUUCCAUAUGAUUACUUGUUAAAAAAAAUAUAUAUUAUUUAAUUUAAUGAUUAAGUUAAUGCAUCCACUUGAUUGCCAAUUUAGUGUUUAAGUUAAAAAAUAAUGAAUAUGUAGUGUAACUACUCAGUGUUAUCAGCUGCCGUCUUUUUUUUUAAUUUGUAUAGCAUUAAGUUUUAAUUUAAAGUAUUUAUGUAAUAUACGAGUAUAUGCUUAAGCUGUCAUAUAUUGAAUGUUGCAUUUAUAUCUAUGCUGUUACUAGUUACCUACAAACACAUCACAUACCGUCACUACCUGCAGAAGAAAACUAUUUAUAAUACAUACAUACAUACAUACUUUUUAUUGUAAUUUCUAUAACACUUAUGUGAAAGUGAAAUUAUUAUAUAUAUAUUUAUAAGCUUUGGUCUUAACAAGCCUCUUUAUAACUUUAAUUUUUUAUAUAUCAAUAACACAUACACACACACGCUAUCUACUUGACUGCCUGUUUGUUAGCUUACCAAAAAGCAGUAAUCAAUGUUUUCCAUUAUAAUUAAAUAUACAUACAUGCGUGCACGUCAAACUCAACACAAAAACAUAAAUUAAUGGUCACAUCUCGACAUUGCAUAAAUUGUGGAAGUAUAUAAAUAACCAUGCAAUAUGUAUAACGGCAUUUAUUGUACUCUAAAAAGUCAGCUCAGCACAAAUCUGGUGAUUUCGGCGUAGCUUGACGUGAAAUUUAAAUUGAUGUCGUCGUUUUGAGAUUUACUUUUAUUGAAACUUAUUGUUUCAUACUUUUUAACACACGAAAAUAGUUUUCCUAAAAUAAUUACAUUUAAGAAAUAUAAUUAUUAAACAUAUUUAAGUUAAGUUUAUGUACUUAUGAUAAAAGCUUAUAUUAAGUAAAUACAUACAAAAAAAUAUACACACACACACACCU